AUGUCUUCUCCUGCCUGCUCUGCAUCCAGCUUGGGAUGUCCCUCUUUCUUUUGUUUGCUGACACAGAAGCUGUAUACAAGGCGUUGGAGCUCCUCUGCACCCCAAACAUCUGGAGGAUUUAUGUUCUCAUUAUUCUGGUGGUCUCGUUUUGUGUCUCGUUCUUUGUGGAGGAUGCCAUCUUACAAAACUACAGACUCUGGCUGUGGAUCAAGGCCCUGUUUCGGUUCCAUUCGUCCAGCGAGUACCGGAAACUUCAGAGGCAGUUGGAGGGAGAUGCGUCUUGGCCUCCCAUGAACCAGAGCGAUUUUGCAGCAGACAGAAAAAGCGAGGCCUACAUCAACCCCAUCUACGAAAACAGCGAUGAGAACUAGCUGGCCAGCUGCAGCCACUGAAGAGGCAGCUGGUGGAUGAGGACUUGCUAACUUAUCUGUUGUUAUGUGCCUCGAUGUCAUUCCAGACUUAUGGCAACUCUAAGGCAAUGCUGUCAUGGAGUUUUCCGGGGCUGAGUGUGUAACUUGCCCAAAGUCACCCAGUGGGUUUUAUGGCCAAGUGAGGAAUCGAACCUUAGUCUCCAGAGUCGUACUCCAAAGCUCAUACCAUGACACCAUGUUGGUUCUAACUUAUCCGUGCA
Molecule: messenger RNA, 631 nt
Organism: Sceloporus undulatus (fence lizard)
Lineage: Eukaryota; Metazoa; Chordata; Lepidosauria; Squamata; Phrynosomatidae
Product: probable cation-transporting ATPase 13A5
Exons: 3
Source: RefSeq, a predicted model, not a curated record